Ochotona curzoniae (black-lipped pika) is the source of this 2823-nucleotide messenger RNA. It is a transcript of the gene ITIH5, whose product is annotated as inter-alpha-trypsin inhibitor heavy chain 5. The transcript has 14 exons. Gene Ontology annotation, molecular function: serine-type endopeptidase inhibitor activity. The record is from RefSeq and is a predicted model, not a curated record. The coding region runs from base 1 to 2823 and encodes 940 amino acids. NCBI's taxonomy places the organism in Eukaryota, Metazoa, Chordata, Mammalia, Lagomorpha, Ochotonidae. Gene Ontology annotation, biological process: hyaluronan metabolic process.
AUGCUCCUGCUGCUGGGGCUGUGCUUGGGGCUGCGCCUCUGCGCGGGGUCGCAGGAGGAUGCACGGAGCUGGGGUGACACUUCGGAACAAGCUGGCCUUAGGGUCCCCAGGCAAGUGAGGCUGUUGCAAAGGCUGAAAACCAAGCCAUUGAUGACUGAAUUCUCAGUGAAGUCCACCAUCAUUUCUCGGUAUGCCUUCACGACAGUUUCCUGCAAAAUGCUGAACAGAGCUUCCAAUGACCAGGAGAUCGAGUUUCAGAUGCAGAUUCCAGCUGCGGCUUUCAUCACUAACUUCACCAUGCUAAUUGGAGACAGGGUGUAUCAGGGUGAAAUUGCAGAGAGAGAAAAGAAGAAUGGUGACAGUGUGAAAGAGAAAAGGAAUAAAACCUCAGAAGAGAAUGGGGAGAAGGGGACGGAAACCUUCCGAGCUGCCAUAGUCAUUCCCAGCAAGGACAAAGCCUCAUUCCUGUUAAGCUACGAAGAGCUGCUGCAGAGACGGCUGGGAAAGUAUGAGCAUGUGGUCAGCGUGCGCCCCCAGCAGCUGGUGGGGAGGCUCACGGUGGAUGUGACCAUUCUGGAGAGGUCAGGCAUCACGGAGCUGGAGGUGCUGCCCCUUCAGAACAGCAGGCAGAAGGGCAGUGGCCGGGCGGAAGAUGAUUCUGGACCUCCUCCUUCUACUCUUAUCAACCAAAAUGAAACAUUUGCUGAAAUUGUUUUUAAACCUAGUGUGGUACAACAAGCCAGAAUUGCCCAGAAUGGAGUUCUGGGAGACUUCAUCAUUCGAUAUGAUGUUAACAGGGAGCAGAGCAUUGGGGACAUCCAGGUUCUAAAUGGCUAUUUUGUGCAUUAUUUUGCUCCUAAAGACCUUCCUCCUUUACCCAAGAAUGUGGUGUUUGUGCUUGACAGCAGUGCCUCCAUGGUAGGAGUCAAACUCCGGCAGACUAAAGAUGCCCUCUUCACUAUUCUCCAUGAUCUCCGACCCCAAGACCGUUUCAGUAUCAUUGGCUUUUCCAACCGAAUUAAAGUGUGGAAGGACCAGUUGAUCUCAGUCACUCCUAACAAUAUCAGGGAUGGCAAAAUCUAUAUUCAUCAUAUGUCACCCACUGGAGGCACAGAUAUCAACGGGGCCCUUCAGACAGCCAUCAGGCUCCUCAACAACUACGUGGCCCAUAAUGACAUCGAAGACCGGAGCGUCUCCCUUGUCAUCUUCCUCACAGAUGGGAAACCCACUGUUGGGGAGACCCACACCCUCAAGAUUCUCAAUAACACCAAGGAGGCAGCCCGCGGUCAGGUCUGCAUCUUCACCAUUGGCAUUGGGAACGACGUGGACAUUAAACUGCUGGAGAAACUGUCCCUGGAGAACUGUGGUCUCACGCGGCAUAUCCACGAGGAGGAGAAUGCUGGUGCACAGCUCAUUGGCUUCUAUGAUGAGAUCAGGACACCGCUCCUCUCCGACAUCCGCAUGGACUAUCCCCCUGGCCUAGUGGAACACGCCACCAAAACCCUGUUUCCCAACUACUUCAACGGCUCAGAAAUCAUCAUUGCUGGGAAACUAACAAACCAGAAGUUGGAUCACUUGCACGUGGAGGUCACAGCCAGCAACAGUAAGAAGUUUGUCAUCCUGAAAAAGGACGUGCCCGUGGGGCCCCAGAAGGUGGAGAGUGAUGUCACAGGGAGGCCCGUGGCUGAUGCGGAUGGCAAAAAGGGCUCCAAUCACAUUGAGCGCCUUUGGAGCUAUCUCACGCUGAAGGAGCUGCGGAGCUCAUGGUUGCAGAGCAGUGAUGAGCAGGAGAGAGAGCGGCUGAGGCAGCAGGCCCAGGCUCUGGCGGUCAACUAUCGCUUCCUCACCCCCUUCACCUCCAUGAAGCUGAGGAAGUCAGCCCUUCGCGUGGACGGGCUGGAGGACACCCAUGGCAUGUCGGCUGCCAUGGGACCGGAAACAGUGAUGCAGAACUUGCGAGGAGGUGGUGCGCAGUCAGCGUCUACACUGAAGAAGCCGUUUGACCCAAGAAUUAAAAUCUCUAAAACAUCAGUGGAUGGGGAUCCUCACUUCGUGGUGGAUUUCCCCUUGAGCAAGCUCACAGUGUGUUUUAACAUUGAUGGAGAACCUGGGGACAUCCUGCGGCUAGUCUCUGACCACAUGAAUUCUGGUGUGACAGUGAAUGGAGAGUUGAUUGGGGCCCCUGCUCCUCCCAACGGCCACAAGAAGCAACGCACUUACUUCCGCACCAUCACGAUCCUCAUCAAUAAGCCAGAGCGGUCUUAUCUGGAGAUCACGCCAAGCAGAGUCAUCUUGGAUGGUGGAGACAGGCUUGUCCUCCCUUGCAACCAGAGUGUGGUGGUGGGGAGUCGAGGGCUGGAGGUGUCUGUGUCUGCUAAUGCCAAUGUCACAGUCACCAUCCAGGGCACCAUAGCCUUUGCCAUCCUCAUCCACCUCUACAAAAAGCCUGCGCCCUUCCAGCGAAACCACCUGGGUUUCUACAUCUCCAACAGCAAAGGCCUUUCCAGCAGCUGCCAUGGACUGUUAGGUCAGUUUUUGAACCAGGAUGCUAAACUCUCAGAGAGCCCUGCAGGGCUCAGCAAGAAUCUCACGGUUUCUCCACACCCUCAGGCAGAAGGGAAGCCUGAGGCCAUCCUGAAAGUGAAAGGGCAUAAAGUACCUGUGGUUUGGAAACAAAGGAAGAUCUACAAUGGAGAAGAGCAGAUAGACUGCUGGUUUGCCAGGAACAAUGCAGCCAAACUGAUCGACGGGGAGUACAAAGAUUACCUGGCUUCUCAUCCAUUUGACACAGGAACAGUCUUGGGGACAUCUAGGGGACUCUGA